Octopus sinensis (East Asian common octopus) is the source of this 4324-nucleotide messenger RNA. RefSeq names its product serine/threonine-protein phosphatase 6 regulatory ankyrin repeat subunit B-like. Lineage: Eukaryota; Metazoa; Mollusca; Cephalopoda; Octopoda; Octopodidae. Gene Ontology annotation, molecular function: protein binding. The transcript is spliced from 16 exons. Bases 155 to 4084 code for a protein of 1309 amino acids. Gene Ontology annotation, cellular component: cytoplasm; nucleus. Gene Ontology annotation, biological process: signal transduction. The record is from RefSeq and is a predicted model, not a curated record.
CGUAAUUUGAUAGGUUUACUUACCUUGUCAGACAGAUAUAAAGGUAAGCGACUGGCACAGUUUAUCCAUUCCCGCAGGAGAGAGCAAACUCACGGCUACAACAAAUCUUCACAACUGGAAAGAUCCUUUUUUUUAAGCAUAUUUCCUUUAAAAGAUGGGAGUUGAUACGAAUAUAAGCAAAAUUUUGCUUGGUGACACUCAAAAUAUUCAAAAAUAUAUUAAAAAGAAUUCACAAAAAAUUAACGAAAUAAGUUCACAAGGUGUGACAUAUCUGAUGGCAGCUUGCCAAGUGGGCAAAGCAGAUCUUAUAAGUUUCUUAAUCGAGGCUGGAGCUGAUUUGGAUAUGAAGGGUGGAGAUGGCAAAACAGCUCUUGAUCAUGCUGUGGAGUGCAAUAAGCGUGAUGCUGUGGCCCUUCUGGUUUCCAAGGGAAUCAAUAUUAACAAGCAGGACUUACAAGGCAACACACCUCUCCAUACGGCUGUGAAGAAGAACUGUAGAGAUGUAGUUGAAUUUUUGUUAAAUGGCUCAGCAAACAACAUUUUACAGGUAAAUCAUCAAAAUAACGAUGGUGAUACACCACUCCACCUGGCCUGUGCUCGUGGACACACACACGUUGUUGGACAUCUACUGAAGAAGUCUGGCAUUAACGUAAAUACGGCGAAUAAUGAUGGUGAAACGCCAUUACUUUUCGCUAGUGCUGAUGGACACACAGAAAUUGUUAAACAUCUGUUGAAGAAAUCUAGCAUUAACGUAAAUGCGGCAAAUAAUGAUGGUGAAACGCCAUUACAUCUGGCCAGUGCUCGUGGACACACAGAAAUUGUUAAACAUCUGUUGAAGAAGUCUGACAUUGACGUCCGUAUGGUAAAUAAAUACGGCAACACAGCUUUACAUCGGACAUGUAUAAAUGGACAGAUAGAGACUUUUAAACUUCUACUGCAGCAAUCUGGAAUGGUCGUCAGCGUAAAGAAUAAGAACGGUGACACACCUCUAUCUCUGGCAUCCGCUUGUGGACACCUAGAGGUUGUUGAACAUCUACUGAAGCAGUCUGAUGUUGAUGUAAAUGCUGAGGAUAAUGAUCGGAACACACCACUACAUCUCGCCUCUAUGAAGGGACACCUAGCGACUGUUGAACAUCUACUGAAGCAGUCUGAUGUUGAUGUAAAUGCUGAGGAUAAGGAUCGGGACACACCACUACAUCUCGCCUCUAUGAAGGGACACCUAGAAACUGUUAAACAUCUACUGAAGCAGUCUAGCAUUAACGUAAAUGCGGCAAAUAAUGAUGGUGAAACGCCAUUACAUCUGGCCAGUGCUCGUGGACACCUAGAGAUUGUUGAACAUCUACUGAAGCAGUCUGAUAUUGAUGUAAAUGCUGAGGAUAACGAUCGGAACACACCACUACAUCUCGCCUCUAUGAAUGGACACCUAGCAACUGUUGAACAUCUACUGAAGCAGUCUAGCAUUAACGUAAAUGCGGCGAAUAAUGAUGGUGAAACGCCAUUACAUUUCGCUAGUGCUUAUGGACACACAGAAAUUGUUAAACAUCUGUUGAAGACAUUUGAUACUGAUAUAAAUGCUGAGGAUCAUGAUCGGGACACACCACUACAUCUCGCCUCUAUUAACGGACACCUAGCGACUGUUGAACAUCUACUGAAGCAGUCUAGCAUUAACGUAAAUGCCGCGAAUAAUGAUGGUGAAACGCCAUUACAUCUGGCCAUUGCUGAUGGUCACACAGAAACUGUUAAACUUCUACUGAAGAAGUCUAGCAUUAACGUAAAUACGGCGGAUAAUGAUGGUGAAACGCCAUUACUUUUCGCUAGUGCUGAUGGACACACAGAAAUUGUUAUACAUCUGUUGAAGAAGUCUGACAUUGACGUCCGUAUGGUAAAUAAAUACGGCAACACAGCUUUACAUCGGGCAUGUAUAAAUGGACAGAUAGAGACUUUUAAACUUCUACUGCAGCAAUCUGGAAUGGUCGUCAGCGUAAAGAAUAAGCACGGUGGCACACCUCUAUAUCUGGCUUGCGCUCGUGGACACCUAGAGAUUGUUGAACAUCUACUGAAGCAGUCUGAUAUUGAUGUAAAUGCUGAGGAUAACGAUCGGAACACACCACUACAUCUCGCCUCUAUGAAUGGACACCUAGCAACUGUUGAACAUCUACUGAAGCAGUCUAGCAUUAACGUAAAUGCGGCGAAUAAUGAUGGUGAAACGCCAUUACAUUUCGCUAGUGCUUAUGGACACACAGAAAUUGUUAAACAUCUGUUGAAGACAUUUGAUACUGAUAUAAAUGCUGAGGAUCAUGAUCGGGACACACCACUACAUCUCGCCUCUAUGAAAGGACACCUAGCGACUGUUGAAAAUCUUCUGAAUCAGUCUAGCAUUAAUGUAAAUGCGGCGAAUAAUGAUGGUGAAACGCCAUUACAUCUGGCCAGUGCUGAUGGACACACAGAAAUUGUUAAACAUCUGUUGAAGAAGUCUGACAUUGACGUCCGUAUGGUAAAUAAAUACGGCAACACAGCUUUACAUCGGGCAUGUAUAAAUGGACAGCCAGAGACUUUUAAACUUCUACUGCAGCGAUCUGGUAUGGUCGUCAGCGUAAAGAAUAAGCACGGUGGCACACCUCUAUAUCUGGCUUGCUCUCGUGGACACCUAGAGAUUGUUGAACAUCUACUGAAGCAGGCUGAUGUUGAUGUAAAUGCUGAGGAUAAUGAUCGGGACACACCACUACACUUCGCCUCUAUGAAGGGGCACCUAGCGACUGUUGAACAUCUACUGAAGCAGUCUAGCAUUAAUGUAAAUGCGGCGAAUAAUGAUGGUGAAACGCCAUUACAUUUCGCUAGUGCUUGUGGACACACAGAAAUUGUUAAACAUCUGUUGAAUAAGUCCGACAUUGACGUCCGUAUGGUAAACAAAUAUGGUAACACUCCCCUACAUCGGGCAUGUAUGAAGGGAGACCUAGAAACUGUUGGACAUCUACUGAAGCAGUCUAGCAUUAAUGUAAAUGCGGCGAAUAAUGAUGGUGAAACGCCAUUACAUUUCGCUAGUGCUUAUGGACACACAGAAAUUGUUAAACAUCUACUGAAGAAGUGUGGCAUUGGCGUAUGUAUGGUAAAUAAAUCUGGUGACACACCGCUACAUCGGGCAGUUGUCAGGCAAGACUAUGAUGUCGUGGCAUUGAUGCUAUCCCAGGAUUCAGUGAAAUUGAACAUAACAAACUGUGAUAAUAUGACACCAUUUCUUCAAGCUGUCUCUUGCGGCAACUUCAGAAUAAUGCAGGAAUUCAUUUCUAAAGGAGCAGACGUAAAUGUGGUCGAUGGUAACGGAAACAAUUGUCUUCACCUUGCGGUGAGGAAAGAGGAGUUCCAUUCUGAGGAUGAAUCCUUAACCGUCUUCGAUAAGUACUACAAGAAGCUCCAGCUUAGCAAAGGAGGCAAGCCUUCAGGUCUAGCAGUGGCUUGUUAUCUGGCCGACAAUGGAGCCAACUUUUACCACAGAAACGAACGGAAUGUGAUGCCGCUGGAUCUUAUCAAGGAUACAAAUUUAAAGGAAAAAAUUAAAACACUUUUCCCACUUCCGGUGACAGUAUUUACUGAAAAUGUCGCGAUUGACCAAUGUCAUUUUUGCAAAGGUGAUAAAGACACAGAGAGAGUUCACCCUUGUGGACAUGUUGUAAUAUGUAAUGAUUGCUGUCGCAAAAGUCCAUCUAAACAGUGUCCCCAGUGUCAAGUUACGAUUAACGAAAGUGGAUUCGAGGCUUCAGAAUUUAUGGAGAAGGCCCCGAAGGUAUCACGUAGUUCACAGAUUUUAUCACAGCAAGUCAAUCCUCAAAUUCUUAGUGGAAAACUUCUUGCGAGGGUGUCAAAGAAAUUAGCAUUUGGAUGGCAGCCAGUUGGAAGAGAAUUAAACAUUCCAUCGUGGACAUUGGAUUGUAUUAAGCAUGAUUUUAGUCAAAGUAUGGAAAGACAAGGCCUCCAGAUGCUAUUUGAGUGGUUUAUAAGUAGUGAUCCACAGGAAUGUACACUUGAAAUUUUGAGAAAAGCUUUGACAAAAUGUGAGUGUUACGAUGCACUUCGAUGUUGCUCUUAGUCUCAGAGCAACCAAAUAGACACCUAGGAUCAAAUGCUUUCCAGUCUUUAUCUUUAAUGUGGAUAGCUCAGAAACGCAUUGUCCAAUGUAUUCUUCUUAACGGAGAUAAGGUGUGAAUUGUAGUGGAUUUGGCUACUACUUCUAGUAGAUCUAUUCACCACAAAGAAAUCCCUUUACUGGUAUGGCUCCCCUGUUGUUAGAGAUUAACUUUUGAAAUAAAGUUAAAUUUUGAACUGUUCA